UCCUCCGCUAAGGUGGACUAAGGGUCUUCUUACCUACUAUUUAAAUUUCCCCCAGUCAGCUCAGCUCUACAUGACCUGUCCAUAACCCUGCUUCUUCUGUUAGUUGCCCCGCUGGAUUCCCUCACGGCCAUGGUUUCCACUGCUUCUCUGCCAAUGCGUCGCAUUGGCUUGGCUCUUGCCGCUGGGGUAGUCUUGUUUUCUGCUUUGGCUGUCGCUCAGGAUGCUAUCUCCGUCGGAGAGCUGUCCGCAGGCGAGAUCGAGGAUGAGUUGCAGAAAUGCCCCUUGGUCGAGUCCCUCAACGAGCAUAAGCGCGCCACGAGCCCCCAAACCACCAGCCUGAUGUCCAAGAUCUUCGCGGUCCUGUUCCCCGGCAGCCCAGCGGUCAAUGCGAUCCUGGCCACCAUCUACAUCUCUGGACCUCCCAACUUCCUUCUCGCCCUGUGCCCCCCGAACAUCGACCCCUCCUCCCUCUCCGUGAUGGUCGCCUUCGCCGUCGGCGGACUCCUGGGCGACACAAUCUUCCACCUCCUCCCCGAGAUCUUCCUGGGUGAAGACGCUCCCGACCACGUCCGCUUCGUGAUGGUCGAGCCGAACCGCAACCUCCUCCUGGGACUCGGCAUCAUGGUGGGCUUCUUCACCUUCGUCGCCAUGGACAAGGCUCUCCGCAUCGCAACCGGCGGCCAGGGGGGCCACUCGCACUCGCACUCGCACGAACACAGCCAGAUCGCACCCUCCGCCACAACCACGAGCAGCUCCGCCACCACCAACACCACCACCAGCAACAACGUCAAAAACCGCAAACCCGCCGCCGCGUCUCCCCCAUCAUCCUCCACUUCCCUUGUUGCUACGCCCGAACCCACCACCAGCACCAGCAUCAAACUCGGCGGCUACCUCAACCUGAUCGCCGACUUCACCCACAACAUCACCGACGGCCUAGCCAUGUCCUCCUCGUUCUACGCCUCCCCGACCAUCGGCGCCACCACGACCGUCGCCGUCUUCUUCCACGAGAUCCCCCACGAGGUCGGCGACUUCGCCCUCCUGAUCCAGUCCGGCUUCUCGAAGCGCAAGGCCAUGGGCGCGCAGUUCGUCACGGCCAUCGGGGCGUUCCUGGGCACCUUCAUCGGGAUCGCGGUGCAGGAGCUCGGUGGGAAUUCUGCUGCUGUCGCUGCUGCCACCUCUUCCGCGCCAACGGCGGGUCUCCUCGGCACGAGUCUCACCUGGGGCGAUAUGCUUCUCCCAUUCACGGCGGGGACGUUCCUGUACGUGGGCACGGUGUCAGUCAUCCCCGAGCUGCUGGAGACGAGCGGCAGGGACAAGCGCACGGAGGUGAAGCACAUGAUCACCCAGUUCUUGGCGGUCGCGGCCGGGGCGGGGAUUAUGUUGUGGAUCUCCUGGGAUUGAGGUUAUGGAAAUAGAGAUUGAGAUGUGUGAUGUGGGCUACGUGAUGAGGGGAUUGUAUUCUUUAGAUCAUGCUCGCUUUUGGAUGAUCCAGGUGUAGUAGACUCGUAAAAAGUUAAGGUUAUGAGCUGACCGUGCAUGCGCAAUCU
This is a messenger RNA of Aspergillus fijiensis CBS 313.89, 1547 nucleotides long. Its product is annotated as Zn(2+) transporter YKE4. Lineage: Eukaryota; Fungi; Ascomycota; Eurotiomycetes; Eurotiales; Aspergillaceae. Gene Ontology annotation, biological process: intracellular zinc ion homeostasis; zinc ion transmembrane transport. The transcript has 4 exons. Gene Ontology annotation, cellular component: membrane. The record is from RefSeq and is a predicted model, not a curated record. Gene Ontology annotation, molecular function: zinc ion transmembrane transporter activity. Bases 154 to 1401 code for a protein of 415 amino acids.